GUGAAAAAGUGAAUCUCUUUGAUUUUUCCAGGCAUCAUUGUUGAAAGAGCGUAUCACCACAGACAGUUUGAAGGGCACUGACUAUAUCUGCACCGUUUUAAUAACUUCCUCCAGCUAUAAACGUGAGCACUGAUGCUUGAUCUAUUGAUGGAGGAUGAAGCUGUCCUGGACAGAGGGGCUUCCUUCCUUAAGCAUGUGUGUGAUGAAGAAGAAGUAGAAGGCCACCACACCAUCUACAUUGGGGUCCAUGUGCCCAAGAGCUACAGAAGAAGGAGACGUCACAAGAGAAAGACAGGCCAUAAGGAAAAGAAAGAAAAGGAGAGGAUCUCUGAAAACUACUCAGACAAAUCAGAUGUAGAAAAUGCUGAUGAAUCCAGCAGCAGCAUCCUCAAGCCACUCAUCUCUCCUGCCGCAGAACGCAUCCGAUUCAUCUUGGGAGAAGAAGAUGACAGCCCAGCACCUCCUCAGCUCUUCACUGAACUGGAUGAGUUGCUGGCCGUGGAUGGGCAGGAAAUGGAGUGGAAGGAGACGGCAAGAUGGAUUAAAUUUGAAGAGAAAGUGGAGCAGGGUGGAGAAAGAUGGAGCAAACCCCAUGUGGCCACAUUGUCCCUACACAGCUUGUUUGAGCUGAGGACCUGUAUGGAGAAAGGGUCCAUCAUGCUUGACCGGGAGGCUUCUUCUCUCCCACAGUUGGUGGAGAUGAUUGCUGACCACCAGAUUGAGACUGGCCUGCUGAAGCCUGAUCUGAAAGAUAAGGUCACCUAUACUUUGCUCCGGAAGCACCGGCAUCAAACCAAGAAAUCCAACCUUCGGUCCCUGGCUGACAUCGGGAAGACUGUCUCCAGUGCAAGUAGGAUGUUUACCAACCCUGAUAAUGGUAGCCCAGCCAUGACUCAUAGGAAUCUGACAUCCUCCAGUCUAAAUGAUAUUUCUGAUAAACCGGAGAAGGACCAGCUGAAGAAUAAAUUUAUGAAAAAAUUGCCACGUGAUGCAGAAGCGUCCAACGUGCUGGUUGGGGAGGUCGACUUCUUGGAUACCCCUUUCAUUGCCUUUGUUCGGCUACAGCAGGCCGUCAUGCUGGGUGCUCUGACUGAGGUGCCUGUGCCCACAAGGUUCUUGUUCAUUCUCCUAGGGCCGAAGGGAAAGGCCAAGUCUUACCAUGAGAUUGGAAGAGCCAUUGCCACCCUGAUGUCUGAUGAGGUGUUCCAUGACAUUGCUUAUAAAGCAAAAGACAGGCAUGACCUGAUUGCUGGCAUUGACGAGUUCCUGGAUGAAGUUAUUGUCCUUCCCCCUGGGGAAUGGGACCCAGCAAUCAGGAUAGAGCCUCCAAAGAGUCUUCCGUCAUCUGACAAAAGAAAGAACAUGUACUCAGGUGGAGAGAAUGUUCAGAUGAAUGGGGACACCCCCCAUGAUGGAGGACAUGGAGGAGGGGGACAUGGCGAUUGUGAAGAACUGCAGCGAACUGGCCGGUUCUGUGGUGGAUUAAUUAAGGACAUAAAGAGGAAAGCACCAUUUUUUGCCAGUGAUUUUUAUGAUGCUUUAAAUAUUCAGGCACUUUCGGCAAUUCUCUUCAUUUAUCUGGCAACGGUAACCAACGCUAUCACUUUUGGAGGACUGCUCGGGGAUGCCACUGACAACAUGCAGGGCGUGUUGGAGAGUUUCCUGGGUACUGCUGUCUCUGGAGCCAUCUUUUGCCUUUUUGCUGGUCAACCACUAACUAUUUUGAGCAGCACAGGACCUGUCUUGGUGUUUGAGAGGCUUCUGUUUAAUUUUAGCAAGGACCAUAAUUUUGACUAUUUGGAGUUUCGCCUUUGGAUUGGCCUAUGGUCAGCCUUCAUGUGUCUCAUCCUGGUGGCCACUGAUGCCAGCUUCCUGGUUCAGUACUUCACCCGUUUCACAGAGGAGGGCUUCUCUUCCCUGAUCAGCUUCAUCUUUAUCUAUGAUGCUUUCAAGAAGAUGAUAAAGCUAGCAGAUUACUACCCCAUCAACUCAGACUUCAAAGUGGGCUACAAUACUCGCUUUUCCUGUGCCUGCUUGCCUUCCAGCCCAGUUAAUAUCUCAAUAUCUAAUGAUACCACACUAGCGCCUGAGGACUUACCAAUUGCUUCUUCUACUAACAUGUACCAUAAUGCUACCUUUGACUGGGCCCAUUUGUCGAAGAAGGAGUGUUUGAAAUACGGAGGACAGCUUGUGGGAAACAACUGUGAUUUUGUUCCUGAUAUCACACUCAUGUCUUUCAUCCUCUUCUUGGGCACUUACACGUCUUCUAUGGCUAUGAAAAAAUUCAAAACUAGUCGUUAUUUUCCAACCACAGCAAGAAAACUGAUCAGCGAUUUUGCCAUUAUCUUGUCCAUUCUCAUGUUUUGUGUGAUAGAUGCCCUGGUAGGUGUCGAUACCCCAAAGCUAAUUGUGCCAAGUGAGUUCAAGCCAACAAGUCCUAACCGGGGUUGGUUCGUCCCGCCGUUCGGAGGGAACCCCUGGUGGGUGUACCUUGCUGCUGCUAUCCCAGCCCUGCUGGUCACCAUCCUGAUUUUCAUGGACCAGCAAAUCACAGCAGUGAUUGUAAAUAGGAAAGAACAUAAACUGAAGAAAGGCGCUGGAUAUCACCUGGACCUGUUUUGGGUGGCCAUCCUCAUGGUGGUGUGUUCCUUCAUGGCCCUUCCCUGGUAUGUGGCUGCCACUGUCAUCUCCAUUGCUCACAUUGACAGUCUGAAGAUGGAGACGGAGACUUCUGCACCUGGAGAGCAACCAAAGUUUCUUGGAGUGAGGGAACAAAGAGUCACUGGAACCCUUGUGUUUAUUCUGACUGGUCUGUCGGUCUUUAUGGCUCCCAUCUUGAAGUUUAUCCCCAUGCCUGUACUGUAUGGUGUGUUCCUGUAUAUGGGGGUGGCCUCACUUAACGGUGUGCAGUUCAUGGACCGUCUCAAGCUGCUUCUGAUGCCCCUGAAGCAUCAGCCUGACUUUAUCUACCUACGCCACGUACCCCUGCGCCGAGUCCACCUGUUCACUUUCCUGCAGGUGUUGUGCCUGGCUCUGCUCUGGAUCCUCAAGUCAACCGUGGCUGCUAUUAUUUUUCCAGUCAUGAUCUUGGCACUUGUAGCUGUCAGAAAAGGUAUGGACUACCUCUUCUCCCAGCAUGACCUCAGCUUCCUUGAUGACGUCAUUCCAGAAAAGGACAAGAAAAAGAAGGAGGAUGAGAAGAAGAAGAAAAAGAAGAAAGGAAGUUUGGAUAGUGAUAAUGAUGACUCUGACUGCCCAUACUCAGAAAAGGUUCCCAGUAUUAAAAUCCCAAUGGACAUCAUGGAACAGCAGCCUUUCCUAAGUGAUAACAAACCUUCGGACAGAGAAAGAUCCUCAACAUUCCUUGAACGUCACACAUCAUGCUGAAAAAAUUCCUUUCCUUCAGUCACUGGGUAUGCCAAGUCCUCCUAGAACUCCAGUAAAAGCUGUGCCUCAAAUUAGAAUAGAACUUGAGCCUGAAGACAAUGAUUACUUCUGGAGGAGCAAGGGAACAGAAACUACAUUGUAGCCUGUUUGUCUUAAAACUGAUAGUUUUGUUAAUGUAACUAAUUUCUUUCUUUUUGUCUGUGUAAAGUUUUUGUUUGGUUUCAGUUUUGGGUCACGGCUGAAUACUGCAGCGCUCUCUGCUUCUCUCUUGCAUAGGUAAAAUCAAGACAAUAGUGUCUCUUCCCUUAAGGACAGCAUUGAGGACUCCCCCUUUUGUACUUUCAGAUGCGUCCUCUGACAUGUAGAUUCCUCUGUCAUUCAAGACAUGCACAGACCCUGUCCCUUUCCCUUAUCAAGCAGAGAUCAAAAAAUAUUAAGGAUUUAUAUCACCUUUUAAUACAAUAUUGAAGGAACUUACAAGCUUAGCUUAGAGCUGUGCUUGCUGGCUUGUCUUUGGUGGAAAAACGACCUCCAAACAGAGUCCCUUCUUGCUUUUAGAGCUCCCCAGGACUGGAAAAAGUGCUGCUACUCCAACUUGCUCUUGCUUGUCAACCCUAAUCUUAGAGUUAUCAAAGGAAGAAAAACUAAAGGUACUUUAAUCCCUGUAGAGAAACUUUUGCCAUCAUUGUAGCAAGUGCUGGAACAUCCCUUUUUCCUAUGCAACUUUUUUUAACCCUUUAAUGAACUUAUCUGUUGAGUACAUUGAAGAAUAUUUUUCUUCCUAGAUUUUGUUGUUUAAAUUAUGGGGCCUAACCUGCAACUUAUUUUUUGUCAAUUUUUUAAACUUUUUUUUAAUUACUGUAAAGAAAAUGAAUUUUUUCCUGCAGCAGGAAACAUAGUUUUGAGUAGUUCUACCUCUUAUUUGUAGCUGCCAGGCUUUCUGUAAAAAUGUAUUGUAUAUAAUGUGAUUUUUACACAUACACACAUACAUAGACACAAAUACACAAUCUUUAGGGUAAGCCAGAAGGCUAGAUGAAAUGAAAAGAAAAAGAAAGCACCAUGUUUCUAAGAAUACGUUUUUUCCCCCUUUCUUUAAAAGAAAUUUAACUGUUCAAUGAAGGAGCUUGAGGGAGAAGAGAGAAACUUACAUAAUAGGCGCAGCUUCCGUUGUGAUAAUGGUCAUACCUGGGAGCAGAUGCUAGUUGUGUUGCCACGUCAGUGUCCUAUGCAGUAUUGUUAGGCAUUUUUUCAUUUUGAAAUAUUUGUGUGUUUGUCUAUGGACUCUGUGUGUGUGUGUGUGUGUGUGUGUGUGUGUGUGUGUGUGUGUGUGUGUGUGGUAUAAAGCCAGAUAAAGAGUGACAGUAGACAAAGGGCAAAGUCAUCGAGCCCCUGGUGUCCAUUUUCAUAAAACCCAAACCACUUGUGGAAAAUUUAUCGGGGGCUCAAAUUUGUCCUGUAAAUCAGAUGAUAUCAGUUAGAUAUCAUCAGAUACCACUCAGAUAUCAGUCACUGUCAUUGAUAUAACAGUUCAUAUUUACAAUUCAAAAUCCUCAAGAAUAUUGACAGCACAUUCACACAUCUAUAAAGUGUUACAGGAAUGCACCUAGAUUGACAGAGACAAUUUAACAGUACUCACACACUUUUCUAGGAUGACUGGAGCACUUGUAAUAUAUAUGUAUGUGCAUUUCAACACAUCAUGUGAAAAAUUAGAAUUUUAUUAGCCAAAUUGAACAUGGCAUUUAAUUGUAAUAUUUUUAGUAAGUUACAUUAUAUAUUGAAUAUAUAUUAAAAUGAUGAUUUAAAUAUUGAAUCCAUAAUCUUGGAUUCAUAUAAUGACAAUUAUGCUAUACCCUCACUGAUUCUAAGAAACAGAAUGGACCACUUAUUUUAUUUUUGUAAUGCAUACUUUUGGAGUUUCACUUUCUUAUGUUAGUUAAAUUAUAAUUCUGCACUCCUGAAAUUUUGAUCAUAGAAUUUUUAUUAUCUUGAGUUAGCUGCUGUUUUAUAGACAUCUUGAAACAUUUUUUUGAAACUUUUAAUUUUAUUAAAAAUAGACAUAAAUGAUCCCAUUUUUUUCAUUAAAAUGAUACAAAUUAUACAUUAUUUGUUAAAACUUAAAAUGUUAAAUUUUGACAUAUUUUUAAUUCAGACACAUCCUAAAAAUGAUUAUUGCAUAUUGUCUAGUGUUCUAUGUAAGAGGCCUUGCUUUCUUUAGUGCUGGAAGCAUCAUUAAAAUGUUUAAAAGUAUGCUUAUGUUCAGCCAAACCUUGAUGUUGUUAAAUCAAAGGCACUUUACUUUUAUGAAAGCUCUAGUAAUUUUUUUUUUCUGAUUAUGAAUGAAGUAGCCUGGGAUUUGUGGCCCUCUCCACACCUUUCAGAGAACUCCUGAAACAACUUAUCUCAUCACCUCCAAACUGAAUAGAUUUAGACAUUAUUUGCAUCCCCGUUUAUGGUCCAUGUUCUCUGGCUGGGAUAGAAGGUUAAUAUUCAUAAAAUGAAUGCAAAGUCAUACCUUACAUUUGCUACAAGGAAUAGUUAGUACCAAGUUCUCUCAUUACUAUCAGAGGAGGAGGAGUAGUUCUCAUACUAACAGGUAAAACUCUAUAUCUAUAGGAAACCACCACAUUAUUGGAAUCUGAUCAUGUUUGCUAACUGGCUGAUAACUAACCAGAUUUCAGGGUGGUUUUGUUUCUAUGUAAACUGGACACAAAUACAACAAUGAAUUUCAAAUAAUGCAUUUCUGUCCUUUCUCCCUGGAUGUGAAUUUGGAGAUAAAGGUCUCUUGAAGUAAAAACUCAAAAGUUGUUGACCAGGAAUACUGUGCUUGUACAAACUAUUAGAAGGAAAGAUGCGUAGACUGAGCCUAUCAAAGUGUUUAAUGCCUGCAGUUUGCAUUCAAUGGGAAAAUCUCUUGGAGAUGCUGUUUUCCUUUUCUACUGUGUGCAGCAACUACUUGGAAUCCUAAUUAUUUUGUGUGUCAAGGCAGUGUUGUUUCAGCUUCUCCUAUCAGUCAAGGUUGCGGGGUGGGGCUGGGAAGUAC
Molecule: messenger RNA, 6427 nt
Organism: Nannospalax galili (Upper Galilee mountains blind mole rat)
Lineage: Eukaryota; Metazoa; Chordata; Mammalia; Rodentia; Spalacidae
Gene: Slc4a4
Product: solute carrier family 4 member 4
Exons: 27
Coding region: 133-3387 (1084 amino acids)
Biological process (GO): bicarbonate transport; monoatomic anion transport; regulation of intracellular pH
Cellular component (GO): plasma membrane; basolateral plasma membrane
Molecular function (GO): monoatomic anion transmembrane transporter activity; solute:inorganic anion antiporter activity; sodium:bicarbonate symporter activity
Source: RefSeq, a predicted model, not a curated record